AUGCAAGCUCAAACUACCAUCCUGCCACAGACUUCAGCGACCAAAUACGAGGUUCGCGAGUUCCGCGACGUUUCCUAUAGGACAUAUAGAGCCGAGCUCCGAAUACUCCGGCUGCAACUGCUACUCCUCCAGGAGUGGGUCGUCGAACAGGGCAAGCGAGUUGCGAUUGUACUCGAGGGUCGUGACGCUGCCGGUAAGGGAUCGACUGCUUCUGGGAUAACCCACUACCUCAAUCCUAAGUUCGCCAAUAUAGUCGAGCAGGGAAUACCGACAGCCAAGCAGAUGCGUAACUGGCUUGGGACCCACUACAACCAGCUGCCGGUCGGCGGGAACAUUACAGUCUUCGACAGGUCAUGGUACUCUCGCGCCCUUAUCCAGCACGACUACGCACCUUGGAUCGUCAUCGAGUCCGACAACAAGCACCAGGCCAGGCUGAACGUUUUUCACUACAUACUCAACCACUUCGAAUACGACGGCAAAAACCUCAGCCUUGAGUCAAUAGAACCGCACACCAACGGGCGUUACCUUACCGACAUGAUCGUGGACGGCGUCCUGUUCAAGGACAUGGAUCCGGACCAGGUCGAAGUUCUAGAACGGAUUCUCAUGCAUGAAUAG
This is a messenger RNA of Geodia barretti, 615 nucleotides long. The record is from the annotation of a GenBank genome assembly. Lineage: Eukaryota; Metazoa; Porifera; Demospongiae; Tetractinellida; Geodiidae.